AUGUCCAAACCCACUGACACAAAGCCUGACUCAAGCGUGAAUCCUACCGCUGCUUUCGGCCAUGUAACGGUCAAGGUUUGGCAGAAGGACAACUUCGUCCAAGAAGUGCUCAAUCCUGCUGACGCACCAGACACAAACAGCAAGCUUGUUAAUUUGGUACCAGGAGAGUUCAGAGUCUACGUCGCCAUCUCCCCAACCAAACGGACUGCUGGUAACGUAACAUGCUUCACCGUUGACAUUGAUGGCACUAGCAUGGCGCAGCUUUGUGUCCCCCAGGAGCACAUCACGACAGAGGUCGCGUACAUGAGCUUCAUACAAAGCUACCCAAACACAGACACCAAGAGAUACGUAGCCUUGACGGCUCCAGAGGGUGUGAAGGAAGUGCGCGUCACAGCAAGGGCUGCCGAUGGAGGGCUCCAGAAAGUCUCCAACACGCACGAUGACAAGGUAUUACCGUCGAUAAAAUCUCGUAAGAAGCACUGGAUGCUGGUAGAACCAUAUAUGGCAGCGGAAGUCCCUGUGGUGGGGGGAAGUAUGGCCUCUGCUGAUGUUGUGACUUUCAUCUCAACGCCGUCGCUCAACAUGCUGGGCCCGGAGGUCGUGUAUAAGUUCAAGGUUGAGAAGCUUGACGGGGAAGACAAGAACGAGAUCAGGAAAUCUGAUCCGGAGAGGAGAGCGCCUCUCAUUCAGAGAGAGUGA
This is a messenger RNA of Fulvia fulva, 699 nucleotides long. RefSeq lists its product as uncharacterized. The coding region runs from base 1 to 699 and encodes 232 amino acids. Lineage: Eukaryota; Fungi; Ascomycota; Dothideomycetes; Mycosphaerellales; Mycosphaerellaceae. The transcript has a single exon. The record is from RefSeq and is a predicted model, not a curated record.